Spea bombifrons (plains spadefoot toad) is the source of this 2199-nucleotide messenger RNA. It is a transcript of the gene FASTKD4, whose product is annotated as transforming growth factor beta regulator 4. Lineage: Eukaryota; Metazoa; Chordata; Amphibia; Anura; Pelobatidae. Bases 118 to 2019 code for a protein of 633 amino acids. The record is from RefSeq and is a predicted model, not a curated record. Gene Ontology annotation, biological process: regulation of mitochondrial mRNA stability; mitochondrial RNA processing. Gene Ontology annotation, molecular function: RNA binding. The transcript has 11 exons. Gene Ontology annotation, cellular component: mitochondrial matrix; ribonucleoprotein granule.
CGCCUUUCCUGGAGGUCAAAGGAAGCCGGCUGCAGGCAGCGUGUGACCCGGCUCGAUGUUGGGCUGACCUUCUUUCUGACCCGUUGGGUUACUUAGAGACCGGGAGUGCCGAGGACAAUGGCUGCCCGUCUGGUUUUCCGUUCGUCCCGGCUGCUGGCAGCGUCUGCUUCCGCGGUGUCCCCUCCAUGCACGCUCGCGCAGGAGUGUUUUAAAGUUUGCCAGGUCGCACCGCCUCUGUCACAGCGUCUGCCCCUCCAUACCUCCAGCCUCUGCAGACACCAGGACAAGCUCCUGGCCAAAGAACGGACGCUGAACUCGCAGGCCGAGCGCAGCGACUUUGACUCUGACCUUCUGUCUGCCUCCGGAGCGGACGCUUUGCUGCAACUCAGCGUAGAUCACGAUGUCAACGGGAAUCAGGCGGCCAUCGUUCUUUCCCGGGUCUCGAGAGCAGUGAUGGAAACCAAGGCUGACCCGGCCGCUGUCAUACAGGACAAAAGAUUUCAACGGCUUCUCCAAGUCAUGCAUAAACAGAUCUCCACUAUUUGGAAUGGAAACCUGGUGGCUCUUCUGAAGAAUCUGCACUCGCUGGGGCUGGCGGAGGAGAGCAAGCCGCUGAAGUCGGUGCAGACCGAGGUCUGGUGGCGGCUGCGGAGACUCGGCUUCAAGUCGCUGGUGCAGCUGGCCGAUUUCUACAUCUCGUUGCCCCGGACCGAAGACCGGAACAGCCUGGUGGGCGACCUUGUGAAGAACCUGGAGCUGCGGUGGACAGAGAUUGAAGACGUGAAAACCGUGGUGUACCUGAUAACCCGGCUGGGCUUCAGUUCCAGCAGCCUCAUGGACAGAUUAGAGGACAAGGCUUUGGAAUUUGCAGAGCAUUUCACCCCAGAAGACACCCGGAAGGUAGCGCUGGCGCUGGCCGCGCAGAACCGUCGCUCCGUGCCCUUACUGAGAGCGCUGUCCUAUCACCUGGUGCAGAAGCAGAUAGCUCUCAGUCCCGCCGUUUGGGUCGACUUGGCGUUCGCCUAUGGGAAGCUGAAUUUCCACCAGACGCAGGUAUUCCAGAAAAUCGCCUGCGACCUCCUGCCCAAGGUGCCCGGGAUGAGCGCCAACGACAUCUCCCGCUGCGUCAAAUCCUUCGCCUAUCUCAAGUGGUCCAACCUGCCGCUGUUUGAAGCGUUCGUCCAGGCCAGCAUCAGCAACGCCGACGCGUUUUCCGUCCCCCAGCUCUGCAACCUCGUCCUGGCCUUCGCUCGACUCAACUUCCAGCCCAGCCGACGCGAGGACUUCUACGGCAUGGUGCACCAGAGGCUCCGCUCGGCGUUGGACGCGAUGGACCGGCAGCUGCUGCUGGACGUCGUGUGGUCGCUCUGCGUGCUGCAGCAGGCGGACGCCUCGUACUUACGGCGGGUGCUGGAGCCGGCGUUCAGCAGCGAGGUCUCAGGCGAUGAUUCAUCCAGAUCUUCCAACUACAGGCAGAAGCUGGCCCACGUAAACGCCACGGCGCUGCUGGAGGUCCCGGAGUACGGGGGGCCGCUGCUCCAGCCAGACACGCUGCACGCGGCGCUUACAGCAUUCGGAGAGCGCAAACCAACGCCGUUACAGACGGGCCUGAGGGAGGCGCUCGCCGGCUUGUUUCCCGUGGAAGGAACGUGUCGCUACGGCGUGCCCACCGUGUACGGCUGGCUAAUCGACGCAGAGGUGGUUUUAGACUCUGAGAAUAAUCCCGUUCCGCUGCAGGACCUGACGGCGCCGCAUCUGCUGAAGUCGAGUGGAACGCAAGCGUUACCGCAGGGGGCCCGGAGGGUUGCCUUUCUGAGCUGGGAAUUCCCAAACUUCAAUUCUCGCAGUAAGGACCUCCUUGGCCGCUUCGCUAUGACCCGACGACACCUUCAGGCGGCCGGCUUUCUGUUGGUGGAGGUGCCGUAUUACGAGUGGCUGGAUCUGAAGUCCGAGUGGCAGAAGUCGGCUUAUCUAAAGGACAAGAUUAGUAAAUCUAUAGCCGAGGAGAUGGCCCGGUGAUGCCCGGGGGCACCUCGCCCGAGGCGAUGUACAUAUGGACAGAGUGUAUGGACAGUGAUGCGUUCUGGCAGUGAAAGGGUUAUAUUUUAAUAUCCUGUAUUUCAAUGGAACUUGUCGUUAAAUUAUAAAUGGGGGGGCGAGACCCAAAACGCACAAAAAUAAACCCAAAAUGAUAAAUGG